This is a messenger RNA of Orbicella faveolata, 16996 nucleotides long. RefSeq lists its product as uncharacterized. Lineage: Eukaryota; Metazoa; Cnidaria; Anthozoa; Scleractinia; Merulinidae. Gene Ontology annotation, cellular component: plasma membrane; signaling receptor complex; cell surface. Gene Ontology annotation, biological process: cell communication; Notch signaling pathway; multicellular organism development. Gene Ontology annotation, molecular function: calcium ion binding; Notch binding. The record is from RefSeq and is a predicted model, not a curated record.
AAAUGCAACGUGAGCGCGACACACAAAGGCGCGAAAUUUGAGUGGGAAACUGCGGUAGCCGUUUUACAUCUGUCAUCACUCGCAUUACCCUCGCAUUGUAUGACGGAGGUCAAUGCUCUUCUAUGUUUCUCUGGCCACUUCACUGCUGAGACUUCUUCUGUUUAUAUCCAAAUUGCAGUUCUGUUUUGUUGUUAAGUAAUUCGAAUUAUCCUGGAAGGAUUUUCUUCGAAUCUUGCUAUCGCGGAGGUGGUAUUUUAAUUCGCGAAGAUGCGCUUUGCAGCGCUUAGUCUCUACGGCCUACGAAUUUUGCCAGGGUCUUGGUCUUACCUCGAUUUUCACGAGUCAAAAGACGAACGAUGUUCACAGACAUGCAAAAAACGGUGACCUUUGGCAUACCUUUUUUUACCGUUGGUCUAUCUUGGAGCAACCAUCCCGCGCCAAUGCAGCGCUUAGCAGUGACGGCAGUAAGUCCGUUUCCAUCCGUAGGACAUGUCGUAAUGUACCAUCCGUACCAUCUCUUUCACACAACAAGAAUUACAGGAUGUGAGCAGCUGGACGGAUUUUGCGGUACACUGCUGAACACGCGUCAAGUCGGUCUGAGUAAACAUACAGACGUUUCUUCGAGAGCGUUUUUCUUUCCUAUGUUACAGCGGUGUCUGAGAUCAGACCCGAAAACUCUCUCAACUCUCACGGGGUGAAAUGAAAGCAUGACCGGAGAGGUAUACACAUGAACUUGUUCACACACUUGUCUUGUACCCCUACAAAGAGAACACUUCUUUUCAAGCCAGUCCAAGAAGUAAGAAGUAAGGAAGUAAGACUUUAUUCUCCUUCUCUCUCGUCUUUAAGGUAAGCAAGCGGUUCUUGAAGCUUUAUUGCAAACCUCCCGGUUCUUUUUCUGUGUAACCAUCGUCUGUUUGCAGUCUUGUAACAACAAUUUUGCGGAACACACGUAAGUGCAACUUUUCAUUGCCCAAGUUCAGUCGUACCCUAUCUCUAGUAAGAACAAAAAAGAAAGUUUAACUAUGUUCUUUACACGAUUAUUAGGCUACUGUUAACACUUGGAAAUCACCAAUGAACGAUGACAAUUUUGUAAACGAAUGCUAUGCAGCCUAGAAACAUUCUUUCACUUUCAAGUUUGAAGGAUAACUAGCUUAAAAUGAAAAGCUCUCUGACUUUGCUCAUGUUCUACAAUUGUUAGUUGUUAAUUCUGAUUUUUCGAGCCCUCGAUUUUUUAAAACUCCCGAUUACGGUAUUCGAAGCAACUAAAUUGCGCCCUUGGCAAACAGUUAGCGGAAAAUUAUCCUCGAUUUCUCUGUCCAACGUCCUGAGCUUUCUGGUAGCAGUUUCUGUUUCCAUUGGACUACGUGGCUCGAAAAAUAUGGCUUAUAAUAUACAAUGUUCCUUUUUCUCACUAAGACCCUGAGAUUUUGUGUUACAUGCAUUGAAUUGUCAUCCAUCUUAAGGAUAACUGCGGGAGCUUGUCUUGUUUUCACUUACUUUUUAUUAUCUUUUGACAACAUGGCCUGCAUGAAUCAGGAAAAGUGAGCCGAUUUAAUUAAGAGUCCAAGAAAAGAUAGCCAUGAAUCUUCUAGGCUUGUCAAUUAGUUCUAAUUAAGUUAUAACAUGAAGGUGCGAGUUUAGAAGCAAAGUGCUACAGUGUGGCUGAAAUCACAGCGACUCAAUAAAGCGCUUACUUUUUUUAUUUCUCUCUGUUUUAAUAGUGCAACAUUCGAGUAACAAUGAGUCAAAAAUCUACCGCUGCCAAGAACAGGUGAAAAACGUGGUGUUUUAUUUUUGUACAAUUGUUGCCUAGUUUUUGUUAAAAAGCAGGUAUAUCGCCAUAAAAGUGUGUUGAAGGUGUUAAAAAAAGUCGCACCGAGAAAUACCGCGGAGACAUAAUGAAAGACACCAAAAAUGGCCACCUGAAAGUGGAUGGAUUCUGCGCAGUGGAAGCAAGUCGGCAGAUGGACUUUGACAAUUUCAUGUGGGACAAUAACGCACGUGGUACGUCAGUGUUCGCGUGCGCCUCUCAAGCCGCGGAUUAAAACGGAAGACACAUCCAUAGCACUAAUUGUUCAACAUACUCUGACUUAAAUUACAACCAAUGAUAGUAGAAUCUAAAUAAUUAGCUUAUAGGGAUGGUUUAUAAUUUGUGCUUAAGUCUUAAGUUUUCUUUUUUCCUCGUUCCUCAUUCUUCGUCACUCGUUGUCCGCGGUAAGAGAAAUCUCAUUUAGAUUCAUAGAAAACUAGACGGUUGAUGUUAUUUUUUCGCCAAAUGAAAUCUUAGUAAGUAUUCGCCGAAUUGAGUUAAUUUAUUGAGUAAUCUGUUAAUGUAACAAGUUUCAUUGCUAUGGCAGAUGCAAAAGUCGUGUGGAUUACAGCGUUGGAGCUCAUUAACUUAAAUAUCAAACUGACUGGGUAAAUCUCUACAUGCUCGUUGCUUUCCUGGUUAUUUAGCUCGACUCAAAACACGAUUCUUUUUCAUUUUCGGAAGACGCGACAACAUAAGAAGAAGUUAACGGCACAGAAAAACAAUUCGUUAUUUUAGGGCUUUCACGAUAUAAGAGCUGUAAAUAUGAAUUUCUCAUUCAUCGGUCUGCCUCGAUAUUGGAACUGAUUGACAACAGAGCGUAGAUUAAGAAAUGUUCAGAAAAUAUCUCAGCCACGUUGUUAAAAACACAACAAUGGAAAAGCUGCACAAGAACGAUAUUGGAGUUAUUUAAUAGCCUCAAUAUUCAUGUCUGCUCGUGCCCUUUUGUUUGGAUUUCAGAACGAUACUACUAUUAUUGACUUGCCAUUGGACUCGAAUCAGUAACAAUAGUCUUUUAUUUCGCUUAAAACAUGUGUAUAACAGGUUCCGUGCUACAGAAAGCGCACACACGCGCGCGCCACCAUAUUUAUCCCAAUUACCAUGAUUAUGCUGAUAAUCUCCAUAAACCACUAUGUUCAAGAGCGACUUUCCCUAUCUAGACUGUUUGUCUUGGUGAGAUGUCGAACAAUUCCUUUUCUUCCCGUGUUACAGACUCCGCUUGGAGCUUAUUUAGGGAAACGCGCCAAAGGAAUGCCCUCCGGGGCAAAUUUCUCUUUUUCUCCUCCCGGGAAAGAAACAGGAAAAAAGCGGAAGAAAUUGCUUGUAUUGUGGUAUCUUUUUGGUGCGUGGCCAGGCCGUUUUCUAACAAUGAAUCUCUGUCGGAAGAAAUUAUCAUUUUCAUGAAGAAAUUGUGCCAUCUGCAGAGUGUUUAUCUUGUCGCAAUUUUUCUUUUCGAGUUUCAUUACGCUGAUUUGUAAGACGAGUAUACCAUAACCCUGCGCUAAAGCUUUCAUUCUCUUAAAACAGCUGCCAGACAUCACUGUAGUUGCUUUAAGAACAGGAAAAAAUAAAAAGACUUCUGAAGAUAUUGUCCUAGAUAUCUUAGAGCACUCGUUACAUUGAACAAUUGCUUUCCAAUCUUUCAAAGAGAAAUUAAAAUUUGAUGUCGUUUUAUUACUAUUUUUGAAUGUUUAGGUUCGGAUCGCUCUUUUGGCUCUCAAGGUCGUACUCGGUUUACUAAAUUUGUCAAUGUUAAAUUGCUCGCGAAAUCUUUUUGACGCUUAUUCAUUUUAUAAUGUGCGGCUUACGAUAUUUACCGGCAGAAAACCGACCAAGUUUCACGAAAAUUCAGAAGUUGUCGCGGUUCGUGAUUUCGUUCGUCAGAUCUUUGGUAGACCGCAUAAAAGCUUGCAAUUAUCUCUUCGAAGCAGUUUAACAAAGCCACGAAAUUGUUUCUUAUAACAAGCCUUUCGUGUCGUGUCGGUUAUAUCUAAACAAGUGUUUAUAUAUCGCCCCAAGAAUCCAAAAUUAUCUUUGAGCCUCUUUGUUCUCUUCAAAGAAUGAGUUUUUCAACUAAGUAAAUUAAACCAUUUCAUCGUGAAUAUUAGGCUAUUUGUGGCACGUGGCUUGGUGUACAAGAGCCACUGUUAUUUUGUAAACUAUCAACACUCACUGUUUCUCUCAAAGAGGACUCAAACCUUCUGUUGCUAAACCGACCAAAGGCGUCGCGAGCGAAGACAAGAUUUUCUCAAAGACAUCUUUGUUCUUCUUUUGUUAGUUUCGUCGUAAGAGGAGCCGCGGUAAUGAAAGCAGUAUCAACAAAUGAAAUAAUUUUACCGCCUUCCCGAUGGCAGAAUUUAGCGAGGAAUAAAUUCGGCAAACACUCUUAACUUUCGAAAUUUAGCUGGCGAGUGAAAUAGUUGUAAUUCGUCUGAGCGGUGCCCUCCACUGAGCCAACUUUAAACAGCUUUGGUAAUUACUCUAAUUAACAAUUUUGAUUACGUCCCCGCCGUAAGAUUCCUUUUGCGAUGGAAAUUGUCUCUGGCCAUAAGUUUCGAUAUUGAUGAACGGUCGUUUUAGCCAGUGACAAGUUGGAGAGAUUUGAAUUGUUUUUGACAGUCUAAACCAAUAAACACGUUAAUUUGGUUGAUGAAAAUAAUUACGACUGUCAAUUAGACUCCAAGGAAAAACCAUUUCUCACAGCUCGCCUCUGCACCUGCGAGAUUUGCAAGUGAAAUCAGCCCUCAUACAAUGGCCAGGUUCAAUUAGAUAUUGUUGGGUAGCCCUAUCACGUUCACCUUCACAAGACCGUCCACAAUAGAUAUAGCGGUUUGUUCCAAAGGGACGUAGAAGAAAAAAAAACCUGAUUCUCUUGAAUGAAUCGUCCAUAGCGUUUGCAGGUUUCCUGUGAUUCUUCGCGAGGGAAAGUGAGCGCGUUGUCGUAAUUGGAAGGUUUGUGGAAAGAAGUUGCGAAAGGUUUCUUAAUUUCCGGAAUAGCUCGGGAAGUUCUAGGAAGGCCUGCUGGAAGCGCCGCGCUACCGCACACUCAAAAAAGGUGGGUAAUGAUUUUUUGGCGCUUGAAGAAAGCGUUCACAAUGCAGUAGGGAGCUUUUGAGCCUGGCCAAAGCAUGGCAAACAGUGGUUCAAUCUGUCGGCUUGUUUUUCGUUAAAUGAAUGUAAUUCGAAUUUAUGUGAACCAUCAUGAAUCAUUAAUUGAAUUUAGCGAAACAACGUAAAGCUUGACGUUCGACGUUUUCCCCUCGAUCAGAUGCAAAUUUCGAUUGAAGGCAACACGAUCGUUUUGUUUUACACUAAAUUCUACAGGAACGUUCCUCGCGUCCAUCUUUUUAAUAAAACAAACGGAUCCUUAGAAAAAAGGUGGUGUUCAAGUCAAAUCAAAUUAGUGUUAUCUGAAGAAUUCUUAAUAAAUGAAACGUUUUCUGAUUAUUCACAAUCGAAAAGAUGAUAGUAUAAAGCCAUUGCGAGAAAUUCCUUUAGAAAAAUUACCUCGUAUAGUUAAAAUAAAGCUAAGGAAGUCGGAAAUCAAAGUUUUGUGGUAGUAUGUGCAAAUGAAAUGAAUCUGUUCUAAGGUUCCGUAGAGAUAGGGUGUUCUCAACAAUCGUGAUUUUAUUUUUUCAUUCAAACGCUUUUGCAGUGCUGUAAUAAUUACGCUUUUGAAAAAACUCCUCUUCUGAAUGGUGCUUUUAAAAAAAAAAACGAAUUUGCCGUUCUUUUUUUUUUUUUUCUUUGCCUGGCGCGUCCAAACAAUUAUCACUUUGAUUUUAGACCGGCUUGGACCGUCGUGCCGACUCUCCUGUACGGUUGAUUUAAGGUGUCGGCUAGGCUAUGUUGUUAUUCUUAACCUCGAUGGUGGGUGUUUUCCAAAGUGUAUCGAUUUUAAUACUAAACCUAGACGCUCAGAAUUGCGGGAAAACAUGAAAAAGAGUGAGACAGAUAUGCAUAAAGACACCUAUAGCAUUGCUCGAAAACUGUCGAAUUGUGUGGCGAUAGAUGUAGUAGGUUUGUUAGUGGCUAGGUGACUAGGCGCAGACCGAUCCCACACCAUCUGCAGCCCACAGACCGGACGCUCGAUCGGCCAAAGCGAUAUGUGGCUCUACUCAUUGCACAUGUUAAUCUAGCGUGAAUUAGAGCAAAUUAGUUCCAUUUAAGGUUUAAAUCUAGAGUGAAUGAAGUUUAAUUCUUGUUCGGCGUUUUGCUGGUGAAAAACAAGCUCGCUGUAGGAUAAUGUUUUGCAUUUAUUGAAAUUUUCGUCUCAAUACAUCGCAGCUGCGUGCGAUUUUGUGUUGAUUUCGAACCUAUUUUUCUGUUCUUCUUUAGCAUUCUUUUCCACUGUCUAAAAGUCUAUCUUUCGGCGGCUUGUCUUAUAUUAUCACGCACACUAUAUAACUGAAUUAACCCUACACAAAGGGUCUUUACAAAAGUUGCAGAUAAGCUAUGUUCCGCUAAGUGCAUUUAUUUAAAAGGUGCCGGGAUUGUGCAGGUGAAUAAUUUCUUUCUUUUAACUUCAACCAUUCGCUCUGGCUAGGUUCGAGAGCUUGAAAGUGCUUUCUGGCACUUGACAAUGCCGUAAAUGUUUAAAUUACAACAUUUGCCGCACUUUAUGCAGAAUAAACAGUUUAUGGAAUGACAGUGUCGCUCUUUUGAAGCCGUUUACUUAGUCUGAAAUAAGUAGCUGUGUCUUUUUACCAUUAAAGCACGUGUUUUCUGUUUUCUGCUGUGUGCCAAACCAUUAAGCACUACUAUUGCAAUACCACUAAGCCAGAGUUGUUGCUUUAAACAAAAUACUCAAUAGUAUAAACCUUGGGUGAGUGAAUACAUAAUAUUUGUCUCUACCCUAUCGCGAGCGCGUGGGACAAAGCACUACUCCUAAUUUUGUAAUCUUAUUAUCGUAAUCUUUUUCAUGGCAGUGAUCUAAGUGACUAUUGCUUAAUUUGCGGUGUAUGUAUUUAUGACUGCUUCUGUGAAUUUAAUUGGAAACACGAUUUUCUGACACGAAAUUUGAAUUUUAAAGAAGAUGAACAUUUUCUUGAAACGAGUGUUAGUUUGUGUGUUGCGCGUAUGGUAUUUUUAGCCAGUGCCAUUCUGGAAGAGUCCUGCCGUUUGUGGGGUCCUUGUGAGAAUAGAAACGGAUCACUCUUUUUAUUUUUUCUACUUCUCGCUCGAGGCUGAAGAUCAAAAUUGAUGGAGUGCCGCGGAGCGUUUGUCAGUUCGAGUCUAAAUUACAUCAAAGAUGAAGUAUUUUUACAUUCAUUCAUGUCACUUUGUCUCGCGCCUUUACUGAUAAAGAUGUUUCUUUCUAAUACAUUUGUCUCAUUUACUCUUUUUAAAUGCUGUGUUAAAGAACGACGAAGUAGCUGGGCUCGAGUUUAAUGACAGUACGCUGAAAAAAGCAUUUUCACCGUUGGACAAUAUAACACAAAAAGUUUUUUUACUUCCUUUUGCGAUGUGUUGUCAGAACUCGUUCUACGUUGAGUUUUGAACAUCCGGUAACAUAAAUAGACAUUCAGUUCCAUUUGGCUUGUCUGAGAGAUAAAACUUGCAUAUGGAACGACCGUUUUCGCGGAUAAAUUACGAAUUACCGACAACAAUAAGUAGGGAAAGAAAGGACAAAGAAAACACUGAAACUUAAAGCGAACAAACAUAACAUAAUGCUGUGAGACUUGCGGCUGUCAUUAUAUUCAGGGUAACUGAGAAUCAGACGUUUAUAAAGACUUGCCAGCCUAAUUGAACUGGAGCUUGUCAAUAAAAGCCUUAAGUGCUCACGUUACCCGAGAUGAAACAGAGGUCUGUAGUAAAGCUUUUAACACUGGCGCAGACAACCAUGUUUAUUAAAAUGAAUGCACAUGGUUGCGCAUCUUAUUUGCGCACCAAAGAGGAGCACGUUGAGCGCAAAGUGAAAUUCACCGGUGCUCACUGGUUGCAAUUUUCACCCCCUGUUGAUUCAUUUUAGAGCAAAUCACCGUGUGGAACAUUUUGACUUAGUAACAGCAUAAUCAGUUACAGGUACGUUUGUAAUACAUUGGACGCUCACCAGGUGACUUUUCGAUGCCGAAUUUAAUGAACACUCUCAUCGCAAGAAAUAACAUCGUUCGCUUUGGAUUGCUAAAUUAUAAGAAACAAUAUUUGGGGUUGUCUGCAGUUUAUCUCACCGCACAGGUGUCAAAAUCUUUAAGGCGUAUUAUAUGAAAAAAGAAAAACUUGGAAUAUUCAAAGUAACAGCAAGGAUCAAAAUGUGACAUUUCCCCCUUAGUUACAAGCUAUUUAUCAUGUUUUCAUUGUAAGGUAAACUUUCUUGUAAUGUCCAUUUGGCGACAGUGUGGUUUCGAUCUUAGGGGCUGUUUGUUAACGCUUAAACUGUUUGCUUUCCCUUACGUUUUAUGUACCAUUUACAACAGCAGAAUGCAGCGCAGUGACCCCUCCGGAAAUCUUCAGUUUCCUUGAAAUUUUACAACCCUUGUUGUCCGUAGGAAAACAGCAAGUGCUGUUCUCUUCCAUCGCGUGUACUUUAAGGGGGUACAUUGUGUUUAUUUUGUUAAGUGAAAAUUUGUUUAUAGUGUUAUCCCUGUGUAAGUGAGUUUUGCUUUUAAGUACGGCCUUCGCUUCUUGCCCAGUCCGUGCAUGUGUUCCAGGAGCUAUUUCAGUCACGAUAUAUGCAGUCUUGGUUUUGCAGUGUAUAAAUGUACCCUCAGCCAAAGCAAUGCUCAAAAUAAUACAUUAUGAGAGUGGAAAAACACCAUCAGGUUAGGAACAACCAAAGGAGCAAGAAGACAGGUAGCGAGCGAAAAAAUCCAAAAUUAAGACUCAAUGUUUCAAGAUGCAUCAUUCUUGACAUAAAAGGUUAAUCGCAUUUACCAGGCCAUUGCGCAGCUCAUUCCGGUUUGGGAACGAUUGGAAGUAUUGCUAUCUCUGCUAGAUGAGAUUCUAGUCCUUCCCAGGCUUCCCGCAUUUUGUUGAGUUGUUUUAGAGAAUUUUCCGAUGGCCAUAAUUUGUAUCCACUGGUGGAGUAAAGAGUCUUAGUCAUCAAGAACAGAAAACACAAUGAUCUCAACAAGCCCUGGAACUAUUAAGCGGUCACUCUCAAGAAAUAGCCAGGUGACCGCUUAAUUGAGGUUGACCGUUUAAAAAAAGGUGAUCAAAAUUUAGCGCGUCAUGGGGCAAAAAUUGAAAAAGAGAACAAAGUAAGCACGCAAUAUACAUUUACUGUUCGUAACAACCUUAACGCGAAAUAUAAGUGGUCACAUGCUCUAAGGAGUUCACGCAUCAACUAACAGACAGCGUUGACAGUUUUUGCAUCUCAUUAAACGUCAAGUGAAAAGAUCAUUUAUGGUCGUCUGUGGUUUUGUGUUAUUUAACUUAAUUUGGUUAAGCACUGUCUUCGUUUAGCGGCAGGAAAAGUUCCUCGCGACCACAAAACUGUGCUCUGCCUCCGGUUGACCACCUAAUGUAACAAGGUGACCGUUCAACAGAGGUGAAUUACAAUAAAAUUAGCCAAAACGGUGACCGCAUAUAAUAGAGGUGACCGCUUAAUGGAGGUUAAAUAUACAGUAAAUAUGUAAAUUUUAGGAACUUGAAUUGUGACCUCUUACUACAGGGUGGCCGUUUAACAGAGGGCCGCUUAAUUGAGGUUUGACGGUAGAAGCUAUCGAGUCUAACCGCACUUAGUGUUAGAACCUAAAUCCCAGUUUUAGCUACUGGUCUGCUGUACGAGAAACAAAUUUAUCUACAGUCACAGUCAAAAAAGACAACAAAAAAAGGCGCUUAGAGUAUGCUAAAUCGCAUAAGAAACCUAAAAUGAUGUAAAUAUCGGGUACCAAGCCGUAGGCGUGUUUAUGUUGGCAAAGACUUUCGAGUCGGCUUAUGACUGGAUGGGCUUAUAAAUAUAUGAAGGGAAAGUAGAAGCAGGAAAUAAUAGUCGAUGUGGCGAAAAUUCAAAUCAGAAUUGAAGUGUUCUCAAUCGUAAAAAGGAAUUGCGUGGUCAAAAAUAACAUCACAGAUCAGUGAAUUAUGCCGAGACAAGUAGAACACAACUGACAACUUCAUAACUGUGACAACUCAACGACUACAACUAUGUAGAAUUUAAUGUUAUCUGUCUUGUCAGGAGGGUUCUUACAUGCGAUGGAGGGGGGUCAUUACAAAUAGAAUACUUCAAUAUUAUCAAGUUAUCACUGGUACAGAGGACGGAUUUAUAACUUCCUGAAUUUUAUGUUAGACUAACUGAAUUAGUGCGAGCUGAGGGCUGCGGUCAGUCUCGCAGCAGUUAGCUGCAAGUCGUAAGCAAGGUUUUCUUUAAGUUGGCAUGACCUUUUAAGAUCAGAUUAAAAUCUGUGUCCAUGAAGGAAAAGUUUUUUAUGUCACAUCUACUUUCCUCGAUAUGUAUCCGAACAAUUGCUCUUGGGAUUGUCAUUUCGCCCACGGAACUCAAGAUAAAGACCGUACCUGUGUGUGGGUUACCUGGCAUUGUCCCAGAGUGGGAGCUUAGCUAAAUAGAAUGACACGUAAAUCAACAUCACCACUGUCAGGUAGUCCUUAUGUGUGUGAUUUGCCUUUAGUGCGGAAUUCACUAAGCGGCGCACAGAAACCUGAAAUUUCUUCUGAUUAAGUUGGGAUCUUGACUUUGUUCAAAGACGUGAUUUAGCUUUGUAAGGCCACUACUGUUAGAUGAGCCUUCUAGCACCAUGAUCCCUAAGUGCUUGAACUCGACUAAGCAUGGUUAUUUUCCCGAAGCACUCAGUUUGGGAUCAUGGUGUUUGAAGAGAAGUCUUACGUUGGCCCAGGUUCGCCCUUUAUAUCUAGUCCGUAAAGCUGGUACAUAAUUUUAUUUCAUGAGUACUUAGUCCUUAGGAGAGACAGCAGGACUUAUUACAGUGUACAAGUUGGAGGUUUGCGCGCGAAGAAUGUGCGAGCGAGGAAGCUCAUGAAAAGCCGUUUCUUCUUCUCCAUUGGAGCGCAGUAUCCUGUGGGUCGGUGAUUCUGUAGGAUUAGGCUGCUGUUUUUGUCGUCUGACGCAGUUUGAGUUGAUAUCUGCUUCGUAAAGAUGCUUCCAAGAUGUUUAACAAGGAAGAGGGCAUUUGUUUUGGUUGGCAGUCUUUUUCUUGUAACAGGUGUGACUAGUAUAUCUGAUGUUAAACACAAAGAUCUUUCACACAAGUUACCAAAAGAUGAGGAGACUGCCUUCGGCGCGGGAUCGUUCGAAGUCCAUUUGGUUUCGAUUCAAAACAUUGGAGGUGAGAAAUUGGACGGAGGAUGCUGUGAUGGGAGUCGCACAAUAUAUCGGGGACAACAUCAAUGCCUGGACGAGUGCGAUACAUUCUUUAGGGUUUGUCUCAAGCAAUACUCCCAGUCUGCUUCGUCAACCGGCGCUUGUACAUUUGGCGAGCAUACUACUGCUGUUUUAGGAGGCAAUUCGAUAACCUUCACGAACACUUCAUCAACGAAUGGUUUUCGCAACCCGAUUUCUAUACGCUUCACGUUUUCAUGGCUGACAACUUACUACUUAAGUCUGGAAGCUUGGGAUGCAGACAACUCAAGCAACAGUGAACUGAUUGACAGAGCAACUCAGCGUGGUACAAUUCUUCCUAACAAGACCUGGGAGACUCAUACAUACAAUGGCCCUGCAGCUACCAUUAGAUACAAGCUCAGGGUGGUCUGUGACGAAAACUACUAUGGAAAGAGUUGCACAAAAUUUUGCCACCCCCGAAACGACAUGUUUGGUCAUUACACCUGUGAUGAGAACGGGAACAAAGUGUGUAUGGCUGGCUGGAGAGGAAAACAUUGCGAGAUAGCCAUCUGUAAAACAGGUUGUGAUCCAGUUCAUGGAACUUGUAGUGUUCCUGGAGAAUGCUCGUGUAGGGCUCAGUCUGGCUGGGGUGGAGAACUUUGUGACCAGUGCCAGUUGUUUCCUAGCUGUGCCCAUGGAACUUGUAGCCAACCAUGGGAGUGCAACUGUCAGCCUCAAUGGGGAGGAUUACUUUGUGAUAAAGAUCUCAACAAAUGCAGAGAGAAACCCUGUCAAAAUGGAGGUAUAUGUUACAACAAUGAGGAAGGAGGUUCAUACAGAUGUGAAUGCCAAGAAGGAUUUACUGGAGUUGACUGUGAAACAGCAAUAAACUUCUGUGCUUCGUCACCAUGUAAGAACAAUGGAACAUGCCACAAUGAUGCCAAUGACUUCCGCUGCACUUGUCCUGCUGGAUGGGCUGGGAAAACUUGUGAAAUAAGUAGAGACUGCCAGACUCAAUCCUGCCAGAAUGGAGGGACCUGUAGCGACAGUGGUCAGGGGUAUAAGUGUCAAUGCCCUCCGGGAUGGACAGGACACAUGUGCGAACAGGUUGUUGAUGAGUGUGCAUCAAAUCCUUGUUCUAAUGCUCUCAAAUGUAUUGACCUGAUAAAUGACUACGCCUGUGAGUGUCAAGCUGGAUGGAAAGGAAGCCACUGUAAUGAGAGUAUCAAUGAUUGUGCUGGUCAAUGUCACAAUGGUGGAACUUGUGUCGACUUGCUGAAUGAUUACAAAUGCAACUGCCCUAGUGGAUUUACAGGAAAGAAUUGCGAGACCAACAUUGAUGACUGCCAAAGCAACCCCUGCUUAAAUGAAGGAGUGUGUAAUGAUGGUGUUCAAAAUUAUACCUGUGUUUGUAAAACUGGAUUUACUGGAAAUGACUGUGGAGUCGACAUCAAUGAAUGCCAACCUUCACCUUGUGUCCAUGGAACAUGCUCAGAUUCAAUUAAUGACUACAAAUGCACAUGUAAUGCUGGAUAUACUGGUAGAAAUUGUUCGGUGGUAUCAACAGCAAAUGUUUGUGACCCAUACCCUUGUCAGCAUGGAGCUACUUGUGUUAAGAAUUCUGAUGAUUCAAGUACUUGUCACUGUUCACCUGGAUACACUGGGGCAUUCUGUGAAACUGACGUCAAUGAGUGCUUAACUGCGCCAUGUAAUAAUGGUGGAACAUGUGUGGAUGCUGCCAACGGAUUCAAAUGUGUUUGCCCAGCGGGUUUUUCAGGAUCAACUUGCCAGAUUAGCUUGAGCUCUUGUUUGAGCUCCCCUUGUCACAGUUCUGCAACUUGUGUUGAUAAAUUGGAUGGUUAUGAAUGUGUAUGCGCUGCAGGAUUCACUGGCGUUAAUUGUGAUUAUGACGUGAAUGAUUGUGGUAGCUUGAAUCCUUGUCGGAAUGGAGGAACAUGUUUGGACAGACUUAAUGGCUAUCAGUGUCAAUGCAGGCCAGAGUUUACUGGAGCUGAAUGUGAGGUCCCUCUUAAUACAUGCACCAAUAGUUCAUGUUCCAACAAUGGUACGUGUAUCCAAGGUUCUGGAGUGUUCACUUGCAGCUGCCUUCCUGGCUUUUCUGGACAGAGAUGUGAAACAAAGAUCGACGCUUGUGACUCCAACCCCUGUCACAAUGGUGCAACUUGCCACAGUCGUUCUGGUGGCUAUGCCUGUUCUUGUGCGGUUGGGUUUACUGGCAGUAACUGCGCUGUGAGAAUUGAUUAUUGUGUCAACCUCACUUGUGCAAAUGGUGGUACUUGUAACAACGGUUUGGUUGGAGCAUCCUGUAACUGCAUACCAGGAUUCACUGGGCAACACUGUGAGGUCAAUAUUGACGAAUGUCUGUCAGGUCCAUGCCAUAAUGGAGGUCGCUGCAUGGACAAGAACAAUAGUUUUCAUUGUGUGUGUCCUUCAGGAACAAGAGGGAGGUUUUGCGAACAGGUGAUUGAUCCUUGCUUGGAACCCUCCUUAGUUAAUGGAUCCUCAGUGCUGGGGGAUUCUGGAGUGUGUGGUGAACAUGGUACCUGUGAGUCACUGUCAGCUGGAAAUUAUCAGUGCAGAUGUGACAAAGAUUACACAGGGAACCGCUGCCACAAAAAAAUUGAUAAUUGUGAAAACAUCACAUGUGAGAACGGUGGAAGCUGCCUUGAUGGCAUUGAAUCGUUUACGUGUGUCUGUGCUGAUGGGUGGGAGGGCAAUUUCUGCGAGCAAGAUAUUAAUGAGUGUAGUUCCGAUCCUUGUCGAAAUGGCGGGAACUGUACGGACUUGAUCAAUGGGUUUAUUUGCAAGUGCCCUCAGCCAUGGAAAGGAAAACUGUGCCAGUCAACUACGUCUCAUUGUAAUGGAAGCCCUUGUCAAAAUGGAGGCAAAUGCACCGACACAGGAGACAACUUUCGCUGUGAUUGUCAGAAUGGAUUUUCAGGAGUGAUCUGUCAAAUAGCACCCAAGCCGUGCUCGUCCAACCCAUGCCAGAAUGGCGGCACGUGUUUGAAUUCAGCGGAUGGCCACAGUUUCUCAUGUGUUUGCUCCGAUGUCUGGGAAGGAAAUCUUUGCGAGAAAAAUGUUGACGAUUGUGCUUCAAACCCCUGUCACAAUGGCGCUACAUGUAUUGACGGAAAAGGCUGGCAUUUGUGCAACUGUGCGCCUGGAUUCACCGGACCAGUUUGUAAAAUCAACAUCAAUGAGUGUAACUCGUCACCGUGCAGCGAUGGUGCAACAUGCAGAGAUAAAAUCAACGGCUUUGAAUGCAUCUGUCCCCCGGGAAAAUUCGGAGCACGUUGCCAGGAUGACGAGCACGACUGGAGGCACUGCCGUCUACCUGGUGGAAUCAUCCUUCAGCGGCACAAUACCGACGUGCAAGAAGACUGCAACACGUGCUCGUGCGUCAAUGGCACACGCACGUGCACUAAGGUCGUCUGCGGUGCGCACAAUUGCUGGAAUCACACUCAAGCUGGCGGCUGUCCCACUGGCGAGGUCUGCGUACCGAAAAAAGCGGUCGACUGCCUUAGUCCCCCUUGUGGUCGAUGGGCCGAGUGUGAAGGCGGGGCGACAAACUCUAAGCAAAGUGAUUCUGGAAUUGGCGACGAAGUGUGUCUUCCUAACAGUACGGACUUAAAUGGCGACUGUGCAAAGAUCCACAUUGUGUUUAGGCGGGGUAAACUUCCCAAGGGAACUCUCGUGGAAGAACUCUGCCACCAGUUACGAUAUUUGCCGACGUUGAAGAAAUGGGCAAGGAAGGGGAACAUUCGAUUACUUUGCGAGGGCCGCGAUAAGGAUGGCACCAUCUCCACUGUCAUUGUAUCAGUGGCCAGUACUCCGCGCACGGAGAUAGCUGGAAAAGCAGCUGAAGAUAUCGCUAGAUUCAUCCGAGCUGUACCUUCUGAUAAAGGCCGUGAAAUAAACAUCACUCUUUACAAUGUACUCAUAGCUGUGGAUGAGGUUACAGUCGAGAGAUCUGUCACACUGUCUUAUCACGAGGAAGAAGCCGCCCCGGAUUAUCUCAUCCCUUUAAUUGCGUCACUUGUUGUGUUGGCUGCCAUUCUUCUUCUCAUACUUUGCAUCAGAGGAAAGUGGCGAGAAAGACGUCGAGCGAACAGAGAAACACGAUUAGCUGCAAGAACUACGUUGAAGAAGAAGAAAAAUGCAACACAGGAAAAGCCAUUGACUAACGCUAGAACUUACUAUAACCAGACUUCCACCGACUCCACAACGUCUUCCUCGACGUCAACGUCGACACAUUCGACGGAGCUAAGAAACUUUGAGUACAAUCGAGCGAGUUUGCUCGACUCAACACCUUCCAUGUGUUCUACACCUCAAGUACUGUCCCCGCCCCUCUCGCCUAAGGAGGAAGGCGCUAAAGAUGAGUGGAGGAGAUUUCGAGUGCAGCGGAACAGUACGCAAAUAGAAAUAAUUGUAUAAAUAAUUAUUCGUGAUUAAUUAUUAUAUCCUUCUAGAAUUCAUUUAGGAAAGGAAAUGAAAAAAUACACUAUUGUUAAUUUAUUGUAUCCACGAAAAAAAGUGUAGCUUUUGAAAGCAAUUUUCUAUAACUCCAAAAAGUUAAAAUAUGGCGGCUGAAAGAAUUUAUUUAUAAAAGACAAAUGUUGUUAAAAGGCAUCAGGAUUCCUGAUGGAGGUUUUGUUGACAGGCCAACGUGUAAAUAAUACAAAAAAGUAUUUAAAUGGUUUUUAAAGCUGUAAAUAUGUAUACUAUUUAAUUUAAUAUUUAAAUGGCCUUGUAGUUCAGCUUGAACUGUGGUGAGUCAAACACAUUCUCGUGUAAAAACUUAUUCAUUACAACGAUUGAUGUUGGUUCUAGUUAGCUGUUAAUUCUUAAGAGUAAGUUUUGGAAUAAGCAUUUUGUAGCCAAAUAGUUUUUUAAAAAUAAGUUUAAAAUAGACCCUAGAGUGUUGUUCUCUUAAAACUGUAACCCUAUGGGGUCUGUUGACAGAUGAAAUUGCCAAAUUAUUUUAUAUAGAACGAGGCUGCAGGCCGCACCGACUGAAAUUUUCUAAAAGUAAAAGUAAAUUUGUUAAAAGUUUGAGAUAGCCCUAGAAUAUUUUUGUAAAUUUUCUCUGUUGUGGACUCCUGCGGUCCAUAUACUUAAACUGCCCAGUUUUUAAGCUUACAUUUGGAUUUUUAUUUAUCGCAUGAUUUAUACAAAUGCUUAAUUAAUGGUCUGAGCCUCGAACAUCUCGCAUCAGUCAUGUGCACAGAAGUCACGGAAGCGUUGCGUGAUCUGUCUCUUUGGGUAGUCACGUGAGCGUUGCGUGAUCCAAAUAAAAACUACAGGACUCGCAUCUAUACUUUAUAUACACGUCACGAGUGUUAAAAAGCCUAUUUCACGAAGUUAAACAGUGAUGAUGCGACAUGUGUUAUUAAGUAUUGUUAAACGUUUACAACAGCUCCAUGUUUGGGAAACUUCUUAAAGUCGUGAGGGUAAAGCUCCGUUGCUCGUGGACAUACGAAGAUCUCCGAAGGCAACCGAAAGAAUCCGAAUAUUUAUUAACGCACGAGCGCAAGAAAAACUGUUUAUUUCCACUUGCAACGGGAUUUACACUUGCAAAUUUAAUAUGGAUGUAGCCAUUACAAACUUGUUUCAUUAUGAAAGCUGUAAUCGUUUGGUUCUGCGUUGGAAAUGUAUCGAUAUAGUAUAGAGAAUAUAUCUAUUUGCCUGUCAACACUGGCUGCAAAAUCUCCAAAGCUUGCUAUGCAAAAAUUAAAAGUUGUUUAAAUUAUUGUACAAGAAGAACUACUCAGUAUUCUGUCAGGUUCUGAAAUAAUCAUUGUGAAGUGCCGCCAUUAAUUGACAUUCUCUCGUCGUAACGAGAGGUUAAUUUGUCAGACCUGACUGAGUUAGUCUGUCAUUUAAGUUCCUGUUCAUUGCAGAAAUAAACACACUUAACGACCAUC